AUGAGAUAUACACUUGCGCUUCUCAGCGCCUUCCUACUGCCCUUCCACUGCAUCGCUUCACCCACACCCACGUCAAUACCCUCCCCAGCCACUGCCGCUAGAGAUGUCAUAAGUUCCGUGCCAUCAGCAACCGCUCCGCCUUCUCGUCGCGAUGACGACUUCGCACCAGACAUUGCGCCGUUCUCGUUAUACCUCUCCACAAUAUCGAUCGCAGAACCUUCCAUACCAUCACUCUCACUCGACCUUCCACCUGAGACCUGCACGCCUGGUUUCAGCUCAUACGCCACUCCCGGGCUCGAUGGCUACGUGCCUGCGGAGGCAUGCAAUGCGUUAUGGGUAUACUUUCCCAACUUCGCCGCGGCAGUAGCUUUCUCCGUGCUGUUUGGCAUGCUCACCAUCGUACAUCUGGUUCAAGCAAUAGUGUACCGCAAUGGCUUCUGCUGGGUUAUUAUCAUGGCCGCUCUUUGGGAAACUGGCGCAUAUGCGUUUCGCGCUCUUGGUUCCAAGGACCAACAAUCCUCUGGCAUUGCAACGGUCGCUCAGAUCUUGGUGUUGGUAGCGCCUAUCUGGGUGAACGCCUUCGCCUAUAUGGUCUUCGCCCGCAUCGUUCACUUCUACUCACCCACUCGCAAGGUCUGGAUCUUCUCCCCCUCCAUCCUCGCACUCAUCUUCGUCACCCUCGACAUCGUCUCUUUUGUCAUACAGCUCGUUGGCGGUGGAAUGGCAGGUCCAGGUGCAAGUCUGGAAGCACAAAAGAAGGGCUUGAACAUAUACAUGGGUGGUAUCGGUAUGCAGGAAGGCUUCAUUGUUCUGUUUCUGGGGUUGGUCGUCAAGUUUCACCGCGACCAGCUCCAGGCGGAGAGGGUGGGACGCUUGCCCGCGGACAAGAUUGGUGGCUGGAAAUGGUUGCUGUACGCGCUGUACGCAUGCUUGCUGGCUAUCACUAUUCGCAUCAUCUACCGUCUCGCCGAGUUCUCCGCCGGUCUUGGCGCAAGCAACCCUCUGCCGAGCAACGAGCCUCUCCUGUACGUCUUGGAGUCAGCUCCAAUGUGGUUAGCCAUCUUUGUGUGGAACAUAGUCCAUCCCGGUCGCUUUAUCCGUGGCCCAGACGCCAAGAUGCCGCGUUCGUGGCUGUCACGUCAUCUUUGCUGCUGCUGUGGCAAACGUCGUUGCGACGACUGCAAUGGUAAGCUUGGCCACGCUGGACCUCAUCAUCAACGCCUAGGAGACGACUCGGAUCUGGAAGACAACCAGGAAAUGCAUCCCGUAUCGAAGAGUGCCGGAGGUCAUCAUGCCGUCAGCCCGACAAAUCCUUUCCUGGAUGAAACAUCUCGCGACUCUUCCUCGAAUUCCGACUCCAGGGAAGGGCACCGUCUUCGCCCUUCGUCGGCUGCCGCAAAUUUCCGCGAUGUCAGCCCAGAGCCAACAUCAUAUACUGCAUACCGUGCUCGUGGGGUUCUGGGCUAA
Molecule: messenger RNA, 1467 nt
Organism: Alternaria ethzedia
Lineage: Eukaryota; Fungi; Ascomycota; Dothideomycetes; Pleosporales; Pleosporaceae
Exons: 1
Coding region: 1-1467 (488 amino acids)
Cellular component (GO): membrane
Source: RefSeq, a predicted model, not a curated record